AUGUUUUCUAAUGAUAGAACAACUGAAUCUGAUUCUCAGUCUCCUCAGAUGCAUGCGACAGACAAUGAACAAGCAUCUUUCUCACUUGAAAUUGUCCUAAGCAACAAACAAUUAACUGAUGAAAGAUGCAGGCGUCUUGUGUUGUGGGAAGAGCCAAAUGUUAUUCCUACUAGUUGUCUUUCUCCCAAGGAAAAUCUGCUUGGUAAGUAUGACAAUACUACUAUGAGUCCUGAAAGUGAGCUGAAUUCUGAUGACCUGCCUCAUUUUGAGAGUCCUCUUGCUAUCAUCCCUCUUGCCUCCACCGAGACUGCCUCACUGGCAAACCGACUGCCCAUCCUCAUACCAGUCAAUACACUGACUGCCGAAACCCAUACCAGGCCACCCCAACUGCCUAGGCCACAUCGACAGCCCCAAAGCCUACCACCGAUUGCCCAUCCUACCAAUCCUUAUCCUCAUAACAGCCUUCUAGCCCCUAGCUGCAACACCGAAACACUCCAGUACACUCAGCAACACCGAAACCGCCGACUGCUCAGGCAACAAACAAUCUUCACCUACUGCCUCUAUAUCACCAACCAGCGACUGACCCCAAUAAACAUACUGCCCAAUAACCACACCGACAAACACAUAUACCACACCAAUACACACGACGCCCAACCUACUGUCGGGUCGUGUUUCUCGUUUUAG
Messenger RNA from Ilex paraguariensis (yerba mate), 684 nucleotides. The record is from the annotation of a GenBank genome assembly. Lineage: Eukaryota; Viridiplantae; Streptophyta; Magnoliopsida; Aquifoliales; Aquifoliaceae.